AUGGAUUCCACCGGGGCUGGAGGUUCUCCAGAGGAAUUCUCCUCUCCGGAAACAAAGCCGCCAGCAUCUUCAUCCGAAGCCAACGCGGGCACUGGCGCUUCUGCAAGUGCCGGUACCGGCACGGCGGCAGCGGGUAACCAAGAGAAUCCCCAAAAGAAGGCUUCAGUUAGGAAGAGAACAAAGACUGGUUGUCUCACUUGUCGAAAGCGACGCAUCAAAUGUGACGAAGCCAAGCCGAUCUGUAACAACUGCACCAAAUCCAAGAGGCAAUGUGAAGGCUACAACCAACGACUCACUUUCAAGGAGCCUCUGGGAUCUUACGGCCAUGGCCCUACUCACUUUGGGCAUCCCGUAUAUCAUCAACAGAACCGAAACCAACCUAUCGGUGUUCCUCUGACGGCUACUCAGGCCAAAGCAGCAGCACAACAAGGACCACUUGCUGCUAUCGCUCCAAAGCCACCGCAAGUCGACUUUACGGGCACGGUGCCUAUGUCCUUUGCGGCGCCGCAACAACACCAGGCACACGACCCCUUUCUGGCCGCUCAAGCUGGAGGUCCGGCUUUACAAACAUCCUUCUAUGGGCAACUACCUAGUCCCAGCCAGAGCAUCUCUCCAGUUGGUCCUCCACCACCGCCAGGCCACCUCCCUCAACAUGCACACGAGAGUACCUUCCAGUUGAUGUCUCCGACACAUGACUAUGACCCAAACCAGGUGAUCGAGGCAGGUCCAUCCAACUACAGCCACACCUGGACACCAACACCUAAACAACACCGCCGUAUCCUUGAAGAGGAUGGACUACAGCUCGGCGUCAAUGGCUUCGUCAAGGAGGGAAUGUACUGGCAGUCCGACGAUGAGGCGUCCAUGGCCGACUCGGAAGACGACGACAUCCCCAUGGAUGUCCACGAUGCGCAUCUCGAGUCUAAUGACCUCGGUAUCCACGUAGCCAGGCGGCUGGAAGCCCCCGCGGACGCAUACGGUGUUCGGAUGAGAACCGUUGCCGGGUUCCCGGAGCUAAACGUCUUACAAACGUACAUCCCUUCUUCCAUGAGCUCGCCCCUGAACGACUUCCAGACUGCCGCGGUAUUCUGGCAUUUCGUUAACGUCACCGGGCAGAGCAUGUCCCUCUUUGAAAGACACCCGUUCGAUCCUACACCCAUGUUCCAGGGCCAACCAGUGCCCAAGACUAGGCAACACAUCUGGACCUACACAUUCCCCAUCAUGGCCUUCAACCAUCCCGCUUUGAUGCAAGCCAUUCUCGCCCUAGCCGGUCUGCAAAUAGCCAACAUGGCCCGAGUCCCCGCCACAGCAGCCAUGAAGCACUACCACCUCAGUCUGCGCCGGAUCGCCCGAAACUACCAAAGCCCCAGCCGGCGCACGCAACCCGCCACGCUCGCAGCCACGCUCCUGCUUGGCUUCUACGAAGUCUGGAACUCGGACCACGACAAGUGGUGCCGACACAUGUGGGGGGCGCGAGCCGUCAUGAAGGAGAUCCCCUUCUUGAAAAUGACCAAGGAGAUUUUUGCCCAUCAACGAGAACGACGACAAGCCGGGUUUGUCGGACCGCCUUGGAUGGACCCUACUGCGCCUCUCGAUCCUGAUCUCACUCUGUACGAGGUCGAUACGGAGCUGAUCAGUCAGCUGAUGGGCAGGAAGGUCACUUACGAUGAUCCGGAGGUGGCGAGCAAGAAGAGACCGUAUACGGAGAAGGAUAUUGAGACUUAUCAGCAGCUGAGGGAUCUGUAUUGGUGGUACUGCAAGCAGGAUGUUUAUCAGAGUAUUUUGGGUGGGACGAGGUUAUUUAUGCCGUUUGACCAGUGGGCUGAGUGUGCGCCGAGAGGAGAAUGCGGGAGGAUGGAUGCCAUUUACGGCACCUUCGACCACCUAAUGCUCCUUCUCGGCCGCGUAGCCAACUUCGCCUCCCGAGACCUAGUCCGCAAGCGAAAAGCGCGCCGAGCCGGCGGCCCUCCCGGCAGCGCCGGACGAGGCCAAGGACCACCAGGACAAGGCCCGCCCGGCCACGGAGGACCACCACCACGAGGGGCAGGUCAAAUGCCCCCCGGCCAAGGUCCUCCUCCCAGCCACGGCGGCCCCGGCGGUCCACCCCGCGGCCAACCCUCCUCCUCCUCCUCCGGCGGACGCGGCCAACCCCCCCCUCUCUUCGCCGGCCUCAUGCCCACCAAAGGCACAUUCGUUCCACCCCGAGGCUUCUCCCCCCCGCGCGACCAAACCCCCGACACCGACUCAACCGACGACAUGGACUACGACACGGCCACGCUCGCCGCCUUCCGCGAAUGGGAAGAGAUCCGUUCCGCCUUCGAGCUCUUCAAGUCCCGCCUCGGCCCGGACUUCGAGCCCAUGGGUCCCGAUCUAGCCACGCCGGAAAUGACGCCGUUUGGGCCCGCACUGAUGUACAGGACGUAUUCGAUAGCAGGGAUCUGGAUGAACUAUUACAUGGGCUUGAUAGCGCUGCAGCGGGCGCACCCGGCAAUGCCGCCGGUGGCGGUGAUUGCCGCUGGCAUGAGCGCGGGGCAGACGGCGCCGUGGGCGUAUACGGUUGCGAGGAUCGCGGCGGGGUUGCAUGAGGAUACGUCGCAUGUUAGUGCCGUGUCUACGUUGGUGGGCGCGGCGUUUAUUGAGAGUGGGUUUUGUUUGUUUGUUGCUGGUGUUCAGUUCCAAUCCCCCCCCCAACGCCACUGGCUAAUCUCCCGCCUGCACGACAUCACCCGCCUAACGGGCUGGCAAUCCGCCCGCCAAAUCGCCGACGGUUGCGAAUCCGGCUGGAUGAAAGCCGCAGAGAUGGGUCGGGGCCCCCCCUAUCGACGCCCGCCCGAGCUCGACAAGAUUUUCCCUGCGAGUUUACCCGUGUGGAUGAGGCCGCGAAGAAUCGAUAAGAAGAUUAGAAUGGAGCAGCAGCAGGCUGGAGAGAAUAAUAGGCUUGUGUUGGCGAGGACGGAGCAUGCGCAUUUUGCGCUGGGACUGUUGACGGUGGAACAGGAUUUGGAUCGGUUGGAGUUGAGUGAGGGGGAGUGA
This is a messenger RNA of Neurospora tetraspora, 3030 nucleotides long. RefSeq names its product fungal transcriptional regulatory-like protein. NCBI's taxonomy places the organism in Eukaryota, Fungi, Ascomycota, Sordariomycetes, Sordariales, Sordariaceae. The record is from RefSeq and is a predicted model, not a curated record. The coding region runs from base 1 to 3030 and encodes 1009 amino acids. Gene Ontology annotation, cellular component: nucleus. Gene Ontology annotation, biological process: positive regulation of transcription by RNA polymerase II. The transcript has 5 exons. Gene Ontology annotation, molecular function: transcription cis-regulatory region binding; zinc ion binding; DNA-binding transcription factor activity, RNA polymerase II-specific.